AUGGAUUCCAGGUCGGUUCCCGUCAAUGACGACCUGUCGGUUGGGGACGUGUUUAGUCCCCAGGCUGAUUUAUCCCGGUCUUUCAAAGCUUCAGGCAUCCGUGAGGAGCAGGUUGCUGGCUUUAGGAUGGAUAAUCGCAGUCCUUUUGGCGGGCAGGAUGGGGAACCUGAUCCACACGGACUAGCGAUGGACGCCAAUGUGCUGACAGAGAAAGCGCGGCGUGGCAAGAAGAAGAACAAUAAGAAGAAGGAACAGGCCACUAAAGCUGCUCCUGCGCUUUCGACGGUUCGUGGCUUCUUCACGCCUAUGGCUUCCGGAGAUGAGGAGUCGGAUUUCUCGACUACUAGCUCUAAAGCACGGAGCCCGCAGCUCGCUCCUAUUGCAGCAGGUGGGAACAGCCCAUCAGUACGUCCAGUCUCUUCUUCUCCUGGCCUCAGUGCCUUGACACAUCAGCUUGAUGCCUUGAACUUGUCUGGUAAUCGGCGGCCGGGCUCUGGAACUCCAAGCAACGCCAGUGUCUGCUCGGACAGUGACCAAACAGAGGUAUUGACCAGUUACGAGGUACCUCUGGAGAAUGAUUUCGUCAGCCCGGACGCAGCUGCCGACGAGAAUCGACAGGAGAUUUCAUCUGGCGGAAAAGAAGAACUGCGCAGUCAGCUUCGCCGAAAAAUGACCACGGAUGACUUCCAGCCAUUGCUGUGCCUCGGCAAGGGGGCUUUCGGCACCGUGUUGCUGGUGCGCCACACAGUUACGGGCAAAUUGUAUGCGCAGAAGCAAUUCCGGAAGGCCUCAUUGACAGUGCACAAGAAACUGGUCGAACAGACAAAGACGGAGCGCAUGAUUUUGGAGAGCAUCAAUCGUCAUCCUUUCGUAGUUAAACUGUUUUAUGCUUUUCAGGACCACGAGAAGCUAUACUUGAUCCUGGAGUACGCGCAGGGUGGUGAGCUUUUCACUCACCUCGCCAUGGAACGCAUGUUCGAUGAGGAUGCGGCGGCCUUUUAUAUGGCGGAGAUGGUUCUGGCCCUUGAGCAUCUGCACCAGAACGUGGGCGUGGUCUACCGUGACCUGAAACCGGAGAACUGCCUCCUAGACGACCAGGGCCAUCUCCUUCUGACCGACUUCGGGCUCAGCAAAAUUUCAGUUGAUGACGAAGAUCGCUGCAGUUCUUCCCUGGGGACAAUCGAAUACAUGGCCCCCGAAGUCAUUCAAGGCAAGCCCUACGGUAAGGCCUGCGACUGGUGGUCACUAGGUGCGUUAGGCUACGAUCUCCUUACCGGAUCGCCACCAUUCAAAGCGAACAACAACGCCAAGCUCCAAGAAAGGAUCCUCAAACAGAAACUCACGCUCCCAUACUUCCUGGGUCCGGAUGCGAAGGAUCUUCUGACCCGUCUCCUCCGCAAAGAGCCUUCCAAACGCCUCGGAUACCACAUGCCCAAGGACCUCCAGACGAUCAAGAAACACCGAUUCUUCCGCAAAAUCGACUGGAAGGCUCUUGAGCGCCGCGAACUCAGUCCGCCCAUCACACCUGUUAUCACGGAUCCCGCCCUCGCGGAGAACUUUUCCAUGGACUUUACGCACUUGCCGUUGAGCCCGGUCGUAAGCUCGAACUUCAUGGAUGACCAUCUUGGCGGCGGGAGGUAUGCAGGGAGCCCGUCUGGCAUCGGUGCUGAAGGGGCUAUCUCCGUGUCUGCUGGUAAGGGGGGAGGAGCCGAAUCAGACCCGUUUGGGGGAUUCAGCUUUGUGGCUUCGAACAGUUUGCUUGAUCAUGGACUUGGGAUUAUAACUUCUUCGCAUUAG
This is a messenger RNA of Monascus purpureus, 1797 nucleotides long. The record is from the annotation of a GenBank genome assembly. NCBI's taxonomy places the organism in Eukaryota, Fungi, Ascomycota, Eurotiomycetes, Eurotiales, Aspergillaceae.